AUGACAGUUCUUAAAAUAAAGGGAAAUGACACUUACAAUAACUCAAUUGAAUCUGAAAAUACAUAUGAAUUACAGGAUAAAUCAAUGAUUUCUAAGGAUGAAAAUUCGCCUGAUUUUUUGGCAAUAACAAAUUUGCCAAGACAAAUGAAACAGAAUCCAAUAAAUUUAAAAGGAUUUGUCUCUUCUAUUAUCAAUAAUGUUAAAGGUGCAUGGAUAAAGGCUAAGAAAGACUAUAAGGAAUCUCUAAGGAAACAAACUAAACUUCGACAUUUAAAGAAAUACUCAAAUUCAGAUUUCUUAAAAGUCAAAAAGACAGAACUUAAAGCACGAAAACGUUUGAGACAUGCUAAAAUAGACAAAGAAAAUACAUCGUGUAUAUAUACCGAACCAAUUACAUCUAAAUCGUCUGUAGAAAAAUCGCCCAUUUGUCAGCUUAAAUCUCCAGAUUUACCUAUGUCUAUUGACACAAAUAAUUCGAAUUUAGAUAAUCCUUUAAUUGCUCCUGAUUCUAUAGAUCUUGAUCUUAAAGAUGCCGAAUUAGUUAAAACAAACGACAUAUAUUGCUCUUUUGAAUCUUUAAAGGAUGAAUUCGAAAAAACAAAAAAACGACUUCAAAUCUUUGAACAAAAGUAUGGUCCAUUUGAACAACUUUUUCCUACCCCUGCAAAUCAACAAUCAUCUGAAAUACUUAAUACCCCUUCUAAAACACAAAAUCAAACAAUUCUUGAUAGGGUUUCUUCGACUUCCUCUAUUUCCAAAAAUACUUCAAUUUCUAUAGAUAAUUCAUCUAAUUCUAUUCAUACUAAAAAUCUUCCGCUUCUAGGUGAUGAUCCUUCUCUUGAAAUAUUAUCUCCUGUUAUCUUACAAAACAAAAAUAUUAAUUACAAUAUCGAAUUGACUUGA
Messenger RNA from Pneumocystis carinii B80, 903 nucleotides. RefSeq lists its product as hypothetical. The coding region runs from base 1 to 903 and encodes 300 amino acids. The transcript has a single exon. Lineage: Eukaryota; Fungi; Ascomycota; Pneumocystomycetes; Pneumocystales; Pneumocystaceae. The record is from RefSeq and is a predicted model, not a curated record.